Molecule: messenger RNA, 2464 nt
Organism: Marchantia polymorpha subsp. ruderalis
Lineage: Eukaryota; Viridiplantae; Streptophyta; Marchantiopsida; Marchantiales; Marchantiaceae
Source: the annotation of a GenBank genome assembly
GAGAGAUGUCCGACCGCGGGUGACCGAAGACCGGCGCCGCGGUGCGAGUGCAGUGGCGGCACGCGAGGGGACGACGGGGUUUGGAGGUUUGGGCGUCCGCCUCGUGCGCGAUUUGAUCUGGACACGGCGCAGGGGCUCGGUCUCGGUCCACCAGCUGCGAUUCUUUGCUGCGGGGCGACCGGCUGUGGACCAGGAUCCGAGCUGUCGUAGAAGAAGAGGGCGGCAGCGGCACAAGGCGCAGAUGCGAAUUGAAUCCCAGCGCUUCUGCUUCUGCUUCUGCUCCUGCUCCGGAUGGUUGUGGAAAUUCCGAGCUUGUGGUUUUUAGGAGGAUUUUGUGCAGGCUCUGUCUCGGCGGAGGGAUUCUGCGUCAUGCGUCCAUGCGGGUCGCAGUGCCUGGAGGGUUUAUAGAAUCGAUGCUCUGAAGCGCGAUAAAGGCAGCGAGGAAGCGGUCUCAGGAAUGGUCGGUGCCCGAGUCUCGAGCGGUGGCAAGAAGAAGCGAUCUGCGGCGAACGGGAGCUACUGAAUUGCAUCAUGUGCGCGAGGACGCCCUCAUGAUCGCCGGGAUUAGCACCAAUCUUCGCACCGCCGGGUCGGAGAGAUCUCGUCGCCACGCGUAUGUUGAUGUUUGCUCUGUACAAAAGGUCGAGGAGGAUGCUUGUGAGAUUGCUGUGAGCGGCGACUGACAGCUCGCUCUCUCUUGCUCGCCGCCGCCGGGGAAUGGCAGUGGGGCUAGCUUGAAGCAGGGAUGCAGAAGUCAGGCUUCAGUUUUAGCGGAUGUAGCCGGCGGCGGUUCCUGGUGCUCAUGCUGUUUCAGCUGAUUGCCAUGUGCUUGGUGUGGACCGUGCUCCAGCAUCUGUCGACUGAUAUCAGUGAGUGGUUACCGCGCUCUUUGAGCGGGCAAGAAUGGGAGCUGAACGAAGAAAUUUUGACGAAGCGGGCAAAACUGCCAUUUUCCGAGAGCUCUGGGGAUCCCAACGACGCGAAGGCCGGCGGUGGAUUGGGAUUCAUUCCUUUCUCCAACGAGCUCUCGAGGUCGUUGCAUCUGAAGAAUCAAGAACCGCCUCGGAAUCGUGAUCUGUUCCCGGAGCUGGCUGCCGAUCACGUUCCGAUCGUUCUCUACGUCCACAAUCGCCCCCAGUAUUUGCAAGUGGUGGUCGACAGCUUGGCCAAGGUGAAGGAUAUAGAGAAGACACUUCUGAUCGUCAGUCACGAUGGUUACUUCCCGGCAAUGAAUGCAAUUGUGGACAACAUCAAAUUCUGUCAGGUGAAGCCGAUAUAUGCCAUUUUUUCUCCUCAUCUGUUCCAGGAUUCUUUCCCAGGGCUAGGCCCGGAUGAUUGCCGGGGAGCAGAGGAUCACGCCGAGAGAGGCUGUGUGGGGAAUCCGGAUCAGUAUGGGAAUCACAGAGCUGUUCGAAUAAUUUCUCUGAAGCACCACUGGUGGUGGAUGAUGAACACAGUUUGGGAUGGCUUGGCCGAAACGAGGAAUCAUGAUGGAAACAUCUUGUUCAUCGAGGAGGACCACGUCAUACUUCCCGAUGCGUAUUGUGCGAUUCAGAUGCUCAUCAAAUUGAAGGCCACCAAGUGCCCCGAGUGCUUGGCCGUCAAUCUUGCACCGGUGGAUGUCAAUUCCAGGGGAGAAAACUAUCCUGUGCUGAUCGUCGAGAAGAUCGGCAACGUGGGGUACUCUUUCAAUCGGACAGUGUUCAACAUGAUUCACUCCAAGUCCAAGCCAUUUUGCAAGUUCGAUGAUUAUAACUGGGACAUCACCAUGUGGGCAGCGGUCUUUCCAUCUUUCCCCUCCGCAGGUUACACACUGAGAGGGCCCAGAGCCAGCGCCAUGCACUUUGGGAAAUGCGGCUUGCAUCAAGGUCAAGAGAAAGGCAAGCCUGAAUGCAUCGAUGAUUACGAUAGGUUGAAAGUGACCUCGGACGAGACGGAGCCCUAUCUCAAUGAGGAGUGGAAGGUUAUGAAAUUUCCCAUUCGGGGAUACAAUAAAGGAUUCGAAGGUUGGGGUGGAUGGGGCGACAAACGAGACCAGCAACUGUGUCUGGACUUCUCUAUCAUGUACCGAAGGUCCAAUCGAAACAUGCCAUUUGAGGAUGGUGUGCAACAAGGGGUAUAGUAUGUAUCAUAGAUCAUCUGGAGUUUUCAGCUCAAAGCUUAGGGCUUUACAACUAUAGUUAAAAUCUCUGUCUUGUGCCCUAAUUUGGUGCACAUCACAUUUUUGUUGUCAUUAUACACCACCCUUUCCUCCCUCCUGGCAUUGAGCAAGCGAUCAGCUCGUGAACGAACUUUGCCUAGAUCUCUUACUGUCUGGGUGGAGGUAAACGGCCCUAGAAUCACUUAGUUACGAUGAGAUACCGAGACGAUUGGCACCAAUGUAGAUCGUGCAAAUCAGAUGGUUCAAUGUUUGUACUGGCAGUUCAUAAUACAAAUGGAACGUGCUUGAAUGUGACGAUAAUUG